Messenger RNA from Xyrichtys novacula (pearly razorfish), 15683 nucleotides. The record is from the annotation of a GenBank genome assembly. Lineage: Eukaryota; Metazoa; Chordata; Actinopteri; Labriformes; Labridae.
AUGCUUUGCUGCCGCUAUAUAAACCCCCGUCCUGCUGCUUCUCCUCUCAGACUCGCUGCUGACCAGCGAAGAAGUAACCACAGUUUCUGUCCUCCUCUGACCAACAGCCGCUCCGAAGCCUUCUACUGUAACGAAGGUUUACCUCGACUUACGAAUGGUGAACCUGUCUGUGGAGUUUUUAUCGAACAGUAACUGUUUUAGUUGUCAAAAAGGAGCUAAAGACCCGUGUUUCCUCGAAGCUAUCAUGCUGAACACCGAGGAGAGGUAGGAUGAUGAUGAUGAUGAUGAUGAUGAUGGUCAUUUUGUGCUGGAACUAUCGAGAACAGAUGUUAACGGUCAUUUCUCCAAAAAACAGUUAAACAAACAAGAGCAGGCUGUUUGUUUUAGUGAGUGAGGGGCGAACUGGUUAAAUAAAAGGUUAACCGUUUUAUUUUACUCACUUUAAGCAGGAGAAAAUAACGACAAAGUGUGAAAAAUAUCAGUAAAAACUAAGACUGUGUGUGAACUUGACCUGCAGGGUUUGUGUUUGCAGAGUGAUAUCAGGAUCAGAGUUAGUUGACUCACUGUUUUUCUGCUGUUUAUGCACUGACACAGUUGAACACCUCAGAGAAGUUCAGACAAGAGUUGCAGAACAUUGUAAAAGUGAACUCUACUUAACUAAAAAAACCAUCUUUUGGCAUGCUGUGAGUGUACAAAAGCUUAAGUUGGAGGAAGCUGUGGUGCUGAAUGUGACGGUCUGGUUAUUACAGGAAACUUUUCCCCCUUUAACUGUCACUUCUUCUUCCGGGAACCUUGAAGCUGUUUUUAAAUGCCAGAGAUAAUACGGCUGAACCAGCAACUUUUUUUCCUCAUAUUAUUGCACUGUGUUCAUGACUCAUUGGUAAUCUGCAAAAUGGCUACAGUUGGCAAAAAACAAAUAAAUGAAAAAUUCACAAAGUGAGCAACAAUCCUAACCUUAUGAGACAUCAAUUUGCUGGAUACCAACAGAGAAAAACUGGCAUAUCACUUACAGUCAUGAUACCUGAUAUGAUUCACAUCCAAAAUGCAAUCUUUACAACCGGUGCAGACAUAAGUAAUAGACUAGCUGUGUUUACAGAUUGGUUUCGGACGUUGAAGAGACGUGCAGAUCAAGUCAGUAUUGGGUCGGUCCGUCAAAGACCACAUCUAGACGUCAGUGCGACGUGCAAAAUAGAUUAGAAAUUUGGACAUCCAAAUUGGACCUUCUGAUGUUUCGAAUUUGGACGUCAUCUGAAGACCAAAUCUGGACGUCGGAUCCAAGAUUUAGAAUUAUUACUGGACCUCAUUUAGACGUUAAAAUGACGUCCACAUUUCUACCUUAUCGUCGGAAAAAUACGUUAAUAGAUGUCAUUUCAACGUCGCAUUUCGCAGUCGCGAAAGAAGCAAACCUUGUCUUGGUCUGGUUGAGUUUUAUCAAAGGGUUGUCAUAGUUUUUAAACAUUUUCUUACCUCCAGAAAUAAAAUAAUCUUAUUUUUGAAAUGUGCGGUGAAAAGGUGAACCCUCAGGCUAAGAUAAAAACAAUAAAAAAAGUAUGACUAAGGUGCCCAUUUCCAGACCCUGUGCUCUUAAAAAACGUGAGAGUCUAUUCCAACUAUUCAGAAAAGUAUAAUAAUGAAUAAUUGAGUUUAUAAUUCGUCAUAACCUCACUCACAGUUCACCACUGAGGUGAUGUUUUGUCCUGCUGUCUGUACAUGUUGUUCUGAACCAGGUGGUGGUAUAAUGUCGCCCUCAUUUUUGCAGAGUUUGACCUUUUCACACCAUGCAGAAGCAGUCGAAUCAUGACAUAUGCUGCAGGUGCUGUUUUUUUUAUACUAAUGCUCUUCCUGCUGUGUUGUCAAAUAGUCCCAUAGGGAGAUUUGGUGUCUUUGUUGAAGUAAUAUGUCUUCUGUUCGGUGAUGCAGACUGAGACCCCCUGCAAGGAUACAUUGCAGUGUCUGUGUUUUCUUUCGUUUUGUCUGUCUGUAACAGAGGCACACACUUAUUUUUGUCCUCCUGUGGGUUUAUCAUCCGACAUGCAGGGAGGGGGGGAGGCUCCAUUGAUGCUGUGUGCCAGAGCAGUGACUAUAUUAGCUCUCUGAGUGUAAUGGCUCUGUCAGCUGAAGGCAUCAACUGGCCUACAUCAGCCCCGCUUACAUAACCACCUCUCCUCCUCUCCUCUCCCCUCCCGUUCUCUCCUUGUGCACUUCUCAAGCAUCAAUGAAAUCUGUUUGUGUGUGUGUGAGGAGUACAGGCAGUCAGUCAGAAACAGCUGGAUUAUCCGACCUGAGUGUUAAGAGAAUAAGCCUCCCCUUUAACUGACUGUCAGACUGAUCUCUUCGGAGAGAGUCUCGAUCAGAGCGCAGGGAAUUGUCUUACGUAACGAAACCAGAACAUUAACCUUGUAGUGUUUCACCUGACGGAGGAGUCAUCACUUCAGCAGCAGACUGCAGGAGGAGAGGCUGCAAACACUUUCCCAGUUAGUGACAGACUGAACAAAGACGAUCACUCUGACCUCGUGCUGCAAAAAAACAAAACUGCAUUUAAGGCGUCAUUGCACAGUGAACACAGUGUAAAAGACUGCUUGAAAUGCAUUAGGAAUAGAACAAAACAUUGCACUGUGCAUUCACACCUUGCAUAUUUGAAUACAUUGGCCAUGUAUCCAAAACAUGAGGUCGUUUAGAUGAAGACUCAGCUGUAUCUGCCCCCUACUCCUAGGUUAAUUGGCUUUAACCCUGAGGUGGCUCUAAGGUCAAACUGACAGGAUGGCUGCAGCAGGAGAGGAGAGCCAGGAAAAUUAGCUGGAAAGAAACUCUUAUGAAGAAAAAGGACAAUACUGAUUAAAAGUAUUAUUUUGAUGCAGAGAAAACCUACACUUUAGACAGAGGUACUUCUUUAAAACAAAAAAAAAAAAACAAAGACUAUGCAUGCUGAAAAAACUAUCAACUUUUGAUCGUUACCAUAUUGAAUUAGAAAAAACAAUCAUUAAAAUUAGGUUAAAAUAUUGUAAUGACAGUUUACAAAGCACAAAAUGUAUAAAACAGUCACUUUGGGGGAAUUUACCCAUACUGUAGCAAUAAAAUAUUAAAUCUUCAGUGUGUAGAAAGGAGAUUCUUUAUCUUUUAGCAAAAUCUAGCUGUCAUAUCUGUGAUCGAAAUGCUCCUCUGCUCACCACCCACACAUCAAGAUCUGGAAGUUCUUGUGAUUCACAUCUGAUCCUCGAUUUGUCAAGUUUUUAUCAAUCAAAAAUGUCGACCAAAAAAACUCUCUUGAGCCAAACUGACACUCUCCUCUUCUCUGUCUCCUAAUGGAUGCAUUUUGAGCCACUUACAAAAACCUGCUCAGUGUCUGUUUGUUUGUUUGUUUUCGUGCUACUUUAGAAACUUGGUGGUGCAAGAUAGUAGCCCUCUGUAGAAAAAUACUCGCUCCUACUGCGUAAGAAAAUAGCUGCUUUGCUGUAAUCCCAUACAUUAACAUAUAAAUGUUCAUUAAUGCUUAUUGUCCCAUUAAAACAAAAAAUAGUAAUUAUAAUAAAUCCUUAACCUGUGUGAUAUAAGGGCUCAUGCAAAGGCAAAUUCAAAUUCAAAAGGAGUUUUAGUUGAUGGCAUUUUGCAAAAUGUCACUAAAUACCACACUAGGGCUGGGCGAUAACUGGAAAUUUACCGAGACCAAAAUUUACUACAACAACCGACGUCAUUUUGCCCAUUUUUGGUAUAGUCGGUGUCAAAAAAUAUAUCAAUAAAAGUUGGUUGUGGAUGUGCCUAGGUAGGCUAUGUCUCUUUAAGACGCUGUCCCAAGUCGGAGACGUCCGUAACAAAGAGGCAAAGACAGGUGAGGAGAUGGAAGAUGGUUCAAAAGUUGUAGCGGCUUCCUGUUAGCUCAAUUGUUUUUUUUCAUGUAUGAUGGGCGUGUCUAUCUCAGUCAAGCAAACCUUAUAAUUCCCCCUGAUGAACACAAACAGCUGAUUUGUUUUUGUUUUCAAUCUCUCUCAAAGUUAUGCAAUAAACUCGUUGGCAACUGCUGGUGCCAUCCGUCAGAGUACAGUGUAGUAGACAAUUAAGCGCCGUCACCCACCCAGUGCCUGCCACCACAGACAGCUCUGUGCCAGACACACCCUUCCCGCUGUCUGAUGAAUGCUUUGACCGCAUUUCCUGACAAAGCCAAUGUUUUCAAAACAAGCAAAAGGCAUGUCGGCUCAAUGCUGCGUCUGUAAGACAGUGAAUUAUGAUGUUGCUCUGCUGUUGGGACUCGUCCCUCAUUUUGAUGUCAUACUUGUAUUUAUUGUUACCACAUGCUUACCAAAGUCUGCCAGUGCCGACAGAACCAGAGCAGAUUAAAGCAGCGUAGGGAACAGAUUUGACAAGCCACAGCCGGCCUAAAAGUCAAAUUAGUGCUGCCAAAUUGCAGAGACUUUUGGGUUUAAUUUUGACGUUGGCCCUCCAGUGCUGUCAGAUUAUUAUGCAAGAACAUCAGUUAGAAACUCCCUAAUGUGGUCACACUUAACACGUGCAUUUUUGGAGUCCAGCGCUUUGGGGGUUUACUCAAAAAUAAAUUCCUUCAAAUCUUUAUUAAGGGCCUGAAAAUGUUACUAAACUGCAGUGGCAUGAAGAAGCACUGAGACGAACCAAAGCACUCAGUGAAAACAACUGAUAAUAAAUGGAAUAGAGAUGAUUUCACCAGAAAUGAGGGUCCAUACUUCGAUUUUCUGUUUAAAAAUGCUGUAUUUCCAUUGAAGGGAUUGCGCCCUGCAUUUUAUUUACCCGUCUAAAGCUGAAUAAUCGAAAACUCUGCCUUGUUAAUGGACGAGCCAGAGCUUUUGUUUUCAUGUACUCCACUGAAUCAAUAUUGAUCUUACAGACGAAGUUUUAGGACCAACAUUUGUCCUGUGCUUGUUUGGAGAUCUCGCACCGAAGCUCUUAUUUUGUUUAGACCGGUUCAGUCGUUUUCAUUGUCUUCUGUUUGUCUGCAGAGCUGAGCACAUUUACAGUUUGGCCCCGGGGUCUGAAUGGGGAUUUAACAGGGGCGUGUCCAGCCACACUAAGGUUUCGGAGCACGUGUGCCUUUCCUGUUUCUGUCUCGGCAUCUUUUCCGACCUGCUGCUCUGCCAAACCCCCAGAGGUCAGAGGAGGUCUGAAGACUCUCCUGUUUAUUUCCUGCUUACAGGAACCUGAUGUUUACAUCAACAGCUUCAGCACUUUCACAAGUGCUAUUUGGAGAGUGUAAUACUCUUAUAUCUGUUUACAACUUUGGUUUAAAUUGAGUCUCUUUUUACAUUGCUAAGCUGGUAAUUAUAGUGUUGGAAGUAGGUUUAUGUUUCAGUCUUCUUGGAGAGCCUACCACAGCACUUCCUGUUUUGGAUGAGUCGUGUGUAUCUUGGCUGUCGACCAAACUCAGCUCCAACAGCGAGGGCCAACCCCGGCCCGAUCGUCCGCGUGAAACAAUCCACCUGAACCGGUUCUCAAAACAACUCCCAGCUAAGGAAGUGAAAACUGGAAGUGGAAGCGUUCAUCCUCAGGAAUCACAAAAAAACAUUUCUCCUUCGCUCACCCCUCCUCGCAGGAUGGGACGAUGACGCACUUGGCAUCUUCGAGCCUCAUUGCAAAAACAGAGAUGAUUAAAUCAUCAGCAGCAACAGCAGCAGCAGCGUGUUAAUACAGCCCUGACUUCUCAGUGUGCUCGGCCUUCAUGUUGCUGCAUGUACUUUUUCACACCCAUCAGGUCGACCUUUUUGAAAACCUAACCUAUAUUCUGUUUUUAGUGCUGCGACCUCGUGACCUAUCAUGGGGGUCUAAAGGCCGCAGCUUGAGUGGCAUCAUGGGACGAGCAGGGAGGGGAGAGGCGGGGAGGGCUGCUUGGAGUGUGGCUGAAAUGUCAGAGGACCAAAGUGUUGCCUUUCAAAACAAGCUGGCAUGCGGUCAAGGACGAGCUCUUAUGUCUCUCUCUCUCUGAAUAGGGAAGAUGGAAAAAGAGAGGGAGGUCUUGACAUCUUAUCGAGCGUGUUUAUCUGUCUCCAUCUGUGUCCAACCUGUUGUCCCCGAUCCAGUCUCUAUCAGGUUUGUUUAUGACACAGAAAUCAAAGGAAACUCUUGGCUCUCUCGACUCGUCUCUGUGUGCUGCCAACAUCCUCCUCCUCCCUACAAGCAUCGGUUUGGGAAGCUUGUCACUGAUACAUAUUUUAAGUUUUGUCUCCUGGGUAGGGCUGGGCGAUAAACCGUGUGAUGACGCUCGGCUCAAACAGCGUAUCCCCCGGGUGGGCUACGCAAUCUUCGUACGCCCAUAGGCUGAAUCAAGUGUCAAUCAUAGAAAAGAUGAACCCCCUAAUAACUUUUAAAAACGGAGAUUCACAGAAAAAGAGGACUUGGGCACGAGCCAGUCUGACAGUAACUACAUGUCAACAUCACAACCAGGGGGGAGAAAAAUUUAUGUUAUAUAAAUUUCUAAAGUUGGUCCACAUCUCCAUAAGCUUUGCAAGCAGAGGCAGGAUUUAUGACCUAUACUGCAGCCUGCCAACAGAGGGUGCUGUUCUCGGAGUGGCUUCACCCAGCGAGGAGGCAGACGGCGUCUAUUCUAUAUACAGUCUAUGAUUUAACUGCACUGCUGUUACUGUUCCGGUUAUGGAGAGUGAGAAGACACCGGUAGAUCCACGGUGAAUGUCCGUCGAAUAUCCAACCUAAAAUUUGACCGCGGUAUUCACAUGAAAAAACAUUUGUUGCCUCGGCUCAUUUUUCUAUGCGCACAUGUGCCCGUAAAUACGUUUUACAAUUCGCACACAUCUAUUUUAAGUCACAAAUGCGAGUGAAACAGACGCACUGUCGAGUUAUGUGUGUGAAGGUAGGCUAUGGUCUAGACGCUGUCCCACUUUAGAGACGUGACUCCACCCCAUCCAGUCCGUGACAAAGAGGGAAAGACAGGUGAAGAGAUGGAGGACUGUUCAAAAAUUGGAGCGGCUGAAGUAGACGAAGUUAAUGUGGGAGGGGGUGAGCAGCUUGUGGAGUAGUUAUUGUUAUUGAUUUGAGGCCAUAUCGCCCAGCCCUACUCCUGGGCUUUGCUUCUUUGUCUCUGCUGAUCCAUCAUGCAUUAUUUUUAAACAUAUUCUGCAUGUUUGCAGUGAGUGAGUAGAAUGGUUCUGUUCUCUUGUGCAGUUUCAUCAAACUAAAGGAGAAUCUCUUUAUCCUCUCUCUCCAGCUCGGCUAAUUUUGCACCAGUCAGCUCCGUGUCAUGUGACAAUAAAGACAGCAGUGAAGCAGUAAAAGACAGUCAAAUCUUUAUUGAAAGUUGUUUGACGUCACGCUAACAUUUGAUUGUUUAUGCACGCAUCGGCUUGUGGUGGAUAAGUAAUAAAAUCAUGUUUGCUGGAACAUUUGGUAUUCAAACUAAGAUCAACAGCUGCUUUUUACAGCAGAAACUCAGGUAAGGUAUGAAGUUGAAGAAGGAGAGGUGCUUUUUUCUUUCUAAAACUUCCUGAUGAGACGGGGAAAGAGUGCGUGCAGUCGCUGCUGCAACAUGAACAUGCAUAAUGAGCUUUGUUUUCCAUUGCUCACCCUCUUGGCUCGUAUCUAUGCAGAUCAAGUAGCCCAGGUUACCUGUUGGCUCUGGAGGGAAAAUGUGGCACAUGACUGAUAAACCUGCCGUCUAUUAGGUGACAAACAAACCUGUCCUCCUCGCUGGUUCAGUUCCAGAUUGUGAGACAGUGUGAGGUGUCAAAUUACAAUAAUGUGUAGAAGUCUUGGGGCCGACUGUGGAGGAUAUUGACUCAUUUAAAGGUUAAUAUUUGACAUCAUGACAAUCCCCAGCCGUCAUGUCCAGGCCUGUCUGGUAUCGUAGGCCAGCUGCCAUCGUGUCUGCUUUAAGAUGCACGACUGUAACUCAAAACGCUGAAGAUGUGUGUUCCCGAAAGCCUCUCUGAGCUAUUUGCAGAGGUGUUUACAGAUCAUGUGCUUGUUUAUGAUGCAUGCCUUCCACCUCACGCACAACCCCGUCAGGAGCCUCCUGAAUGCUGUUGUGUGGGACUCUGGUCAUAAACAAAAGUCUCUGUGAUGGAUUUCCAGCAGAGUCAGCGAACUGAAACUUUGUUUAAUUCAGUCGUUUUCAGAGCGCGUCCUCAUCACAUGCUUAUUGGUUUCGUUUACGUAAAAUGAUACGAGUUUGUUUAGACUGUGAAAAUAAAGAAACCUAUAUUUAGCCAAAAAAGAAGAGCUGGACCAAUCAGGUUCAGGUUUUAGUUACAGUGAGUCUGUCGUUUUUUGGAGUGAGAAACUUGAAAAGACACAAACAUGACAAAGUUUUAAUAAAAUCAAAGACUUCAGAGGCUGCACUUCUUAUUACAUGUUCUUUCUGUUAUGAACUCAUCAUAAAAUUGCACUUAAAGCCGUUGGAUUAGUGCUGCACUUCUACAGCAAAAAAACUGAGAGAUCAGCAACUCGUGCUACAGUCUCACUUCUGCCUUUUGAGUUGUAAAUUCCCUGAGGGCUUUUCUGGUGAGCACACGCGAGCCCUGUUUACACUCACGGCUGAAUGCAUAGGCUCUAAUUAACCCGCUGAGAACAUCUGCAACCAUGUUACACAUUUGCAGGAUUGAAUUGUGUAUUUAUCACGAGGGAUGGGAAUCACUAGUGGCCCCACGAUAUGAUAUUAUCAUGGAACUUUGGCCACGAUACAAUAUUAUUGCGAUUUUUUAAAAAACAUUUUGCGAUACAAUAUAUUGCGAUUUAUACAAAUUUUUCAACUGUUGAGCUAAUUUAGCAUUUGUCUUUCCUUUAUGUUUGUUUUGUUUACGCUGUACAUCUUGCAAACCUUGUAUUUGUCGUACUAACUUUCUCCUGCUCUAUGAUGUCACCUCUGCCAACCUCACCGGACAAACAGUUGAUUUCAUUUUUCUGUUGUUAUAGAUUUGUUUUCAUGUUAGCAAUUAAUUUGUAUCGGAGUGCUGAUAUCGGAGAUUUAAGAUGCAGGCCGAUAUAAUCAGAUAUCCGUUUUUUUUUUUUUUUUUUUUUUUUGCAGAUACCAGACCGAUAUCCAAUAUCAAUAUCGUAUCAGGACACCCCUAGAUAUAUCGCCAAACAAAAUAUCGGGAUACUAUACUGUAUCGAUGAUAUCAUGGUACUAUACUGUAUCGAUGAUAUCAUGGUACUAUACUGUAUCGUUGAUAUUGUGAUACUAUGCUGUAUCGAUUAUAUCGUGAUAAUAUGCUGUAUCGAUUAUAUCGUGAUAAUAUGCUGUAUCGAUUAUAUCGUGAUACUGUGCUGUAUCGAUUAUAUCGUGAUACUAUGCUGUAUUAAUUAUAUCGUGAUAAUAUGCUGUAUCGAUUUUAUCAUGAUAGUAUGAUGUAUCGGUUAUAUUGUGAUACUAUGCUGUAUUACUUUCUGUUCUUAAAGUCAGUUCUUAGAUGCACUGAGGUCUGUUUAUAACAAACUUGAACCUUCGCAGGUUUCAGGUUUCUUUAUCUCAAAGCAUAACAAGGGUUUUGAAUGCCCCCCCGAUACGGCCGAAACAAAGGAUCUUGGCUUCCAUGUUUCAAUAAUUUCCUGAAUUUACAGUUUUAUUAGAGUUGCGAGGGGGAGAAAAAGGAGCCUGCAAAGUUCAGUUCAGUGACUCUUAGACUCCUGGAAACAAUGAUUCAACCCCUCAACAGCUUUUGAAGCUGCCAACACCAACAGUGUGGAAACGGUUUAGCUUAACAAACUUGGCAGCGAGUUUUGCAGGAAGUGUACGGUCAGUGUGCACCAGGAGCUCGUAAAGCCUCUUUAUGAAUCUGCUGGGAGAGAAAAAGUGGAUUCAGCUGACCUGAGAGGAGUUCAAAUGUCUUUUGCCUUUGGGUUUGUAAGGUCAACACAUAAACAACACAAUGUCUCUGUAAUGUUGCACUAGGGAUGUUGUUGGCUUGUUGCAGCGUUGUCUUUUCCGAAGACAAAGAGAAAGUUCAAAAACUGUUUUUUUAACUUUAGGUCAAGUGCAAAGCGAGUAACCUCUUCGUCUCUCUCCUCUUACAGUUCGUGGUUAGCUGGGUCUCGGCUGACCAGCUCCAUCCCUCAGUCUCCAGGGCCUCUGUGGUGCUCCUGAUGCCCCUCACCCACUACUGAAGAUCCCGGGUGGGCGAGGGACGGUCAGGGAUCACUCUCUCGGCGUGCUACUACACAAGGUGACUGUCUCACAGAAACACAAGAGGCUCCAUGGUGACAGUCUCAGCACCACAAUAUCUAAACAGGGAUAUACACAUUUUUGGAGAUUAAAUGAAUUUGAUGAGAUUGAUGGUUUCGCAGAUUAAUAGCAGCAGAAUGAAAGCCUGCACGUGUUCUGCUUCACUGAGAGCACUUAGGGUAAUAAUUAUGUCAAGUGCUUCUCCUCCACAAUGAGUUGUACCCUCACUCUAAGAGCUUUAGAACCCUUUUAAUCCGUCUGUGAACUCUUUCUGUGCACCUGCAGUGGAUUCAAUUCAUUCAUUGAUUCACCAAAGUUCCUCUGAGCCAGUUUUGUUAGGUGGCGUUUACGAACACGGUAAAGAACAUCCCAAAGUUCUGAAGUAAAUAUCUGCGAUUGAUAAACGUCUGCAGCGCUGUGUGUGUUUUCGCAUGUGCACACAUGUCAGCUCGUACCCCAGACAUGUGACUGACUGUCCCGAGGAGAUUUAGAGAUUUAGGAUCAGACGGAUCAGUCACAACUGUCAUAUCGACGUCCUCAUCUGUCCUCAGCAAGCGAGCAAGACCAACCUCUGUCUGACUUUAAUGCUCUUUCAGAUUCAAACUCUUUCCCUAGGGCUGUGCGAUAAACCGAAAAUUUACAGAUACUGAAAUUUACGACAAAUAUUUAUGUCAUUUUGCUCCCUACAAGCAUCGGUUUGGGAAGCUUGUCAUAGAUACAUAUUUAAAGUUUUGUCUCCUGGGUAGGGCUGGGCGAUAAACUAAACUUUACCAAUAUUUACAACAUUAACCGCAUCAUUUUGCCCAUGUCGGUUUAUUCGGUGUCAAAAAAAUAAAUAACUAUGUUAGUAGGUAGGCUAUGGUCAGAGGACAAAAGUUCUGGCACAACUUCGCCAACUUCUGAAGUGUUUAGAGGGAAAAAAGGCCUUGAAGGGAUCGAAAGAGCUCCAGCAACACUUGUAGGAAACAUCGACCAAUGCGUUUUGCCCGAAAGUGUCAAAUAAGGCGGUUUUCCUGAGCUACAAGUGUUGCUGGAGCUCUUUUGUUCCUUGUUCCUUCAGACAUCCAGUCUGUAACAAAGAGGGAAAGACAGGUGAGGAGAUGGAGGACGGUUCAAAAGUUGUAGCGGCUGAGCAUCUUGUGGAGUAGUUAUCGAGGUGAACUGCUCAAUAUAUCGCUAUAUUUAUUUGAGGCCAUAUCGCCCAGCCCUACUCUUUCUUCACUGACUUUUUAAACCAACCAUAGCUCGCUCCUACAGAGUGUAAGUCGAUGUUGGUAUGACUGCUCUAUUAUUUCACGUUUCUUUUAGAGUAAACGCAGACUCGCAGCAGCAGCAGCAGCAGCAGCAGCAGCAGCUGUAUCUCUUAAAUAAUCAGCAAACGCGUGAACCGCUGCAGGGCGCCAAACGAGGCAGGAAACAAAGAGGCUACUCAUUUAUAAUGUGGACUUCAGUGCUGUUGACACAGAACUCGUGCUAAGCUGUCACAUGCAUUCAGAGAAAAUCAUAUGCCAAUAUAACAGUAAGUUGAUAAAGACGGAGGUCAGAGGAGAUAAUAGUUACAAGACAGGACUCCUCUGCUGUCGACGUGAUCCUCAACGCUGCUGCUGCUUCUUCUUCAGGAUGCCCAGAUGACUGUAACCACUUCCUCUUUGACCUUCGCUCCUCUAACACAGCUUCCUCCUGACUGGACACAACGUUCUCUAUCUGGUUUAUUCACUUUUGAGUUCCUGUUGUUGGAUGUGUACACCUGAACUCGCUAAUGCAGUGAAGUUAAUGACAGAGCACAUGUUUUAACAGCUGAACGUCAAUUUCACUUGUUUUAUAUUUUAAUCUGAUAAUGGAAAAGUUUAAAUCUGCUUCUGUAAUCUUUAAAAGUAGAGAUUACUUUGCAGAGAGACUAAAUGGAUGACUUUGAUUUAUAAAUCAGAGUUUUCUGAUCACAGCCUGUUCUUGUUCCAGUCUGAACAUAAUCCUUAAAAAGCAAAAAAGUGAUGAGAGAUAAGACGAAUCUUUCCAAAAGUGAACAUCAGUUUAGGAUUAAACCGUUGACCUUUAAAAGAAUCUGUCAAAGACGAAGUUUUAAAUCACAGCAGUCAAAAAGCAUGAAGCAUAUCUAAGAGUCGCUGAAUUUAAAAGUGAAAACUCGACGCAGACAUUUGAUAUCAUCCUAAACUUUUACGCAUGAUCCGUCAUCACUACCGCAGCUACAAAAAUCCACUUCAUCUCCGAUUCUUUGCUCCAUUAACCAGAUGAAUGUGUCUGUCUGUCUCAUCUGUUAUCAUUCAGGAUGAAAAGUUAACAGUGACGCAGGGCGCUCCAGGGAGUGGGAACCCCUCUAUUCUCCGCUUCCAUUACCAGCUAAGCGAGCGCCGCUCGGCCUUCUGGGAUACAGCUCUAUCAGGAGACAGCUUGUUCCUGGAGAUCCCCGCUGGGUCGCUCGUGGAGGGGAGCAAGGAGGGGUAAGACCCUCAGUUUGAAAAUCAUGAGACCUUUUUUGACACAGUGUUUAAUUGGGCCAGACCGAUAUGGAUUUUUUGGGGCCGAUACUGAUGAUUAGGGGGGAAAAAUCUGAUUACCAAUGAAUCGGCCGAUUUUUUAAAUUUUUUAUGAAGUUAUAAAAAAUAUAUAUAAACUGUAGAUAUACUGUAGGCUACUGCUCUUCACGCCGACAGGAAGACUGACUGAUCAAACUUGGACCAGAAAAGCGUUUUCAACCCCCGCCCCGCCGAUCGGUGCCUCCGCGUCUUAACUCACGUUACUCAUUUCCAGUCCGGUCUCAUCUGGAGACAUGCAGCUGCCUCAGUAAGAGAAGUAGCUCGAUCACUUAAUGUGUACUGAUGUUUAUUCUACCGUUACUGGCACGGCUAACAGUGUAGCAAGGCUAAUAGCAGGUGGCUAACUCUAACUUUGGUGCUUCACCGUUAACUCGGUGUGACCGAGACCAGCACAGCGGGGAACAUGGUGAAGUGGGUCAAACUGAAACUUGUUGACUUAUUUCACCAACUGGUUUAUUUCCCGUUGAGGCGGACCACUCUCCUCCGUGCGUCCCUGAGCUGCCUGCUUCAGAUCCGUCACUCUGCUGUGCUGUGAGGUAGUUAGUGCAUGAAGAUUGUCAUGAGGUCGCUGCGCCAUCUACAACAUUUUCGAAGUGAAACCGAAUCUUAUUCUACGCAUUUUAUUUCUGAAAAUAUCUGCAGAAUCGGCAAGUUUGGCCGAUUACUGAUUAGUCUCAAACAGGCUAAAAUUGGUCGAUUUGAUCGUCUCGCCGAUAAAUCAGUCGUGCCCUAGUGUUUAAUAACGAUAGUUACACUGUUAUUUACGGUGCAGGGUUUGUUCAUGAACGAUUCGGACUCCAAUCCUGCAGAACCGCCGUCUAAACCCACAGAACCAGUUUAAUAUUAACAUGAGAGAGAUGUAUGUCGCCUGUUCUUCCCUUUGAAUGAAUGAAUAAUCUCGUUUAGUUCUGCUUUUCCUCACCAUAAACAGACACUGCUGAUUCAAAUAUCAGAAAUUCACUGGUACAUCAUUAGUCUGAACACCUUUUGGGUCUCCAUUGUCCUCCAGAAUCUGUUUGCGUGUCAGUCAAAAUGAGCGCUAAUCAUUUUCCCGGCGUUGUGUUUGAAAUCGAUGUCGGGCCUCAGUAACCUCUCCCGCUGCAGGCACAGAGCCCACACCGUGGUAUGAGCCGCCGCCGCUGCUGCAGCUGCCACUGCAUUAUUAUGUAAAGUUGCAGCUCUUAUGUAAAGAGAAAAAAAUAAAAAAACUUUGUGCGUCAUCAUCCCGCUCUCUGUUCACCGGCUGACUCUCUCUCUCCCUCUCUCUCUCUCUGUGUCUCUCUAUCUCUGUUCAUGUCCUCCUCAGGCUAACGGCUCUGCUCGAGUUCGCAGAGGAGAAGCUCAAAGUUAACUACGUGUUCCUGUGGUUCCAUAAAAACAGAGAGGAUCGAUGUAAGUUCUUAUUUUAACGUUACAAAAAUACAUUUUAGAGGCAGUUUUUUAUACUGAACUAAAAGCAAGAACAAGUUAUCUGUGGACCCAGUCAAUAGUAAGGAUUUUUCCCUGAUAUAGAGUGUUUUUAUGCCGGGAUUAACCAGCUACGGCGCCCAGAGGCCAAACGCUAUUGUUGGGUUCCUGUUGACUGAGCGGUGCUCUGCGUUUGGACGAGCAGAAAGAGAGGCAGCGGCAGUUAACAGCUUUCUCAAAAGUCAGCAAAUAAUCCCGCCAACACAACGCCUCGAGGCCUCAUGACCUAACAUGUUGGUGAUUGUCAUUCCUGCACAAACUCAAACGUUCAAACAGGAUUUUAAAGCUUUCCUGGAAACUGAGCGCAAGAACAACUCAAACACCAUCCAGCUCCUGCUACGAGACUUAAGAGUCUGAAACUUAUCGCCACUUUUCUCAGCUGCUGUUUACGAAACCAACAGGAUAUACCCCUCUGUGUAAUAACAAUUUACAUGACAGAGCUCUAACUACAUGUUUAUCUUCUGGUUCAAUACCAAAAUGAUACCUGAGUGUGUGAGAUCAUGUGUGGUGUGAUCCGUGAGUGUAGUUAUUAUGUUAAUACCAUGUUUUGAUGAUACUCCAAAGAGCGUCAUGAGAGGCAGCCUGUGAGUUUGAGUGACGAAGUCUGGAGAAGUGGUCAGAGAUAAGUGAAGACUGCUCUGUCCACAGGGGGCGCCAACCUUGACUCAAACUUUAAAAUUACUCCUGCGUGAUGUAUCUUUUUUUUUUUUUUGGCAUAUUGCCGCCCCUGUUAUACUUUCCUAAAAUCCGUCUCUCUAGGGGUAAAAACUCGGAACUCUGCUCAAAAAACAUCUAAAAAGUCGCGGGGGAUUCAUUUUCCAAAAUAUAGGAAAUGGCAAAUUGGCAAAAUAUGAUAUGAUUAUUAAUAAUCUGCAUUUUUCAGAUCAAACUGAAAAACUAAUUUGUUAUUUAAUAAAUACACAAACUGGGUUUUUAAUCAAAUUCUGUUUUUAGAACUUUUUUUGUGAAAUAAUGAUUAAGGUCCUCACGCACGGGGGCCGACGCAAAAUUAGGAAAUAUUCAGAGGCGAAUUUUGACGUGCCUGACUAAACACAUCAAGCGCGGUGAGAUUUUGCAACAGCAGACUGUUUUCAGUUCUGAUUAGACCAGAUAAGAACAUUAAACUAUAAUCCAUAAAUGUAAGGUAACAACCGAGACCUAACGGUGCUGCGAAAGCAACGCAAAUUGAGUUUGAGACAGUGAAAAUACAUAUGGUAUGUUGUAUUUUUUUUCCCGUCCUGCGAUAUUAAGGCAUUUAUUUUUUCGUAUCACGCUCGAUUUUUCCAACGUUUUUAUUGUCACUGUGCAGAAAAAGCAGGGAGCAUCGUGUGCAGCUGAUCUGAGACCCUCCAUGUUCCUGCUGUCGAUCCUCUGACCUUCUCUCACUUCCCUCCUCAGUGUCCAUCAUCAAGACGUUCCACUACAUGGGCUUUGAAUUGGUGAAGCCGGGUAACCCCAUGGUACCCGCCCGGCCCGAUCUGGCCUUCAUGGUUUACUCUCUGGACAACAGCAGCUCAGACGAGGAGUGA